Molecule: messenger RNA, 1296 nt
Organism: Closterium sp. Naga37s-1
Lineage: Eukaryota; Viridiplantae; Streptophyta; Zygnematophyceae; Desmidiales; Closteriaceae
Source: the annotation of a GenBank genome assembly
AUGGUGGAUAGGCAGGGCGCACUAUACACCAUGUCGGAGGAAAAAGCCCAGCUCCAUUGGCGGCGAUCCCAAGCCGCCCGCUUCCUCCUCCGCUGGCCCUCCCUCCACCUCUGCCACGUCAUCAACCGCGAGCGCCACGUAAGCGUGGGUCUCCACGUGGCUGCCAGCCUGGCACCCGCCGUUGCCAGCCAAGCGUCUCUCCUCCACUCCCUCUCGUCUGGUACUGUUCCCGGCACCACCGCAGCUACCAAUACGACGUUUGCAGUCCGGUAUUCCAAGAAUCUGCCGAAUACAACAGAGGAGGCAGCUGUGUUGACUAAGGCUGGGAAGGCUAGUGCACAAGCGCAUGUGCUCUCGUCCCGUAUUGCUUCUUCCUUUGCUGCUGCUUCUGCUUCUUCCCCGUCCUCUUCCUCCUCCCCCUCCCCUACCAUUUCCUCUCUCCUCCACUCUCCCAACUCCUCCCUACUAGAAACCCACGUAUGGGUGGGGAGGGAUGGGCCGAGGCGAGUGAGUGUGCAUGCUGGGGGAAGAGUGAGGAGCGAAGGAAAGGGAGGGAGUGAGGGAGCGAGUGAGGGAGAGAGUGAGGGAGGUGGCAGCAGCACCAGCACCAUGGGAAGGUUGUGUGGUGCUACAAUGAUGGCUAACACAACAACAGUGGAUGAGCUUAUAGCGACUAUAGGGCAGGGCGAUCUGUUGACUCUAGACCCGGUGACUAUAGCGCUGGGCGGGGAACCCUACCUGCCUCGUCCAAUAGCAGCUGUACACGUCAGCAGGGGGGAUGAGGCAAGGACUGAAGGGGCAGGAGAAAAGGCAGGAGAAACGGCAGGAGAAACAGCAGGACAGUGGGGAGAUCAACGGACAGCAGAAGUAUCGCAAGCACUGCAGCGGCUGCAGUGGCUGAAUCCCAACCUCAGGAGAGUGUGUCUAUCUGGAGAUGCACGUGAAACGCCCAUCCAGCAGCAUCUGGAGGAGCGUGGUUGGGCCCUCCUACACUCCACUCUCGCCCGCAACCCACCUGCUCUGCUGCCUGCUGCUGCUGCUGCUGCAGCCGAUGCAGCAGGAGCGGGAGCAAAAGCAGGAGGAGGAGGGGAAAGAGAUGGAUUGGGAGGUUUGGCCUCAGCAGCAGCAGGAGCAGAUGCGUUGCCGGAAGCAGCAGUUGUGUUUGCUGACCUGCUGACAUCAUCCCUUGCCGAUUUCCUCAUUGCUGACAUCAGCACAGAAUCAGGCAACUUGAUUCACGAGCUUAGAUGCACCAACGGGCGCCUCUUCUCCCCCGUGUGCGAUUUGACUCUCUGA